This is a messenger RNA of Cordyceps militaris CM01, 471 nucleotides long. RefSeq lists its product as uncharacterized. Lineage: Eukaryota; Fungi; Ascomycota; Sordariomycetes; Hypocreales; Cordycipitaceae. The transcript is spliced from 2 exons. The record is from RefSeq and is a predicted model, not a curated record. The coding region runs from base 1 to 471 and encodes 156 amino acids.
AUGGCGAUACCAAAGGCAGGCGGCAAAAGGCUGCUGGGAGCCAAGCAAGCGACGAGCAACGAGCGGCGCGCGCCAGGCCGGGCCAGACCAGAAUUCAGUUUGACACAGCUCGCGCCACCAUAUCCACACAACAGUCCGGCUUGCUUCAAAUUUUCUGAUGCUCACUUACAGCAGCGAUGCUGUAAAACGUUAGUCCAGCGCCUGGGCCAGAUGCUAGCUAUUAGUUGGCUCCUCCAGGCGAAGAAACGCCCUGAGGACGGGCCGUUACAUAGCGACCCUGGCACCACAAGUCCCUGCACUGCAGAAACCUCCUGUCGCGUGGUGCUGCAUAUCGGCAUCGGGGGAUCCCUGCUACAAGAGCUCGGGGUCCUGAACGCCGCCCACGAACGUGUGAACGUGUCUGGUAUUCUCAUUCCGAACGUCGUUUCAAUCGUCUUCACAGUUGAUACUGGUUCGACGUUUCAUAAAUAG